AUCCGCCAAUCCAUCCCCCCGCUGCACACCGGACCUCCAGGCCAACAGACAAAGAAAACUAGCCAGCCAGCCAGUCAACCAACCCCGCACCACCGAAAACAGAGCAGCACCUCACCUCACAUACAUUCCCCAUGCUAUUCCUACGACGAGCAUAUAAACCCCAUUCGCCCCUAUUCAACCACCCGCUUCUCGCAAGCAGCUGCAGCGGCAGGCCUACCAGUACCCAUUCCAGCCAUAAAUCCAACCAGCACCGUCAACACCGCCACCGGCACUACCAUAGCAAAAUGUCCACCAGCACCGAAGCCGAAUCCCUCUUCACGGAUGAAGACAGCACCCGCAUCCUGGAUUUCUGGUUCAAGGACGUCCCCGAUCACCCAUCCAUAGAAAUGACGAAGCGUUGGUUUCAGUCGGACGCAGCAUUCGACGAGGCUUGCCGGUUCAUCCCCCCACUCCCCACCUUUCACCCCCCCGCUGACCUGAACAUAAUUGACAAGAACAAACUUCGGCCCCACCCUCUCCAAAAUAUCCCCCCUAUCCGCGGCAGCCGUAACAAGCCUCGCCACAAGCCCGCAAAAAACCCUCUCACUACUGCUCCUCCUGGACCAAAUCCCGCGGAACAUCAACCGCAAGGAUUCCAGCAGCGUGUACACGGUCACGGAUCCGCUGGCGGUGGCGGUGGCCCAGCAUGCAACGUCUCCCGCUCUGCGGUUCGAUCUAGGACCUGAUGGGGCGUGGAGAGGAGUUCCGACGCGGCGGUGUUGGUUUUAUCUGCCGCUCGAGCACGCCGAAGAUUUAGGCGCCCACCAACACGCGCAGGAGCUGCACGAAGAGCUGAUCAGGGAUUGCAAGGGUGGGCCGGGGGAGGAACUGGCAAAUUCCACGGAGGAAUUCCUGAAGUCGCAUACGGAGGUGAUCAAGAGGUUUGGAAGGUAUCCUUAUAGAAAUCAGGCACUGGGCAGGGAGAACACCAAGGAGGAGGUGGAGUGGUUGGAGAAGGAGAAAUCUCCUUGGGCUAGAUAGGGUGUUUUUUUCAGGGUUCUCUUCUUGUACUCUAAAUGAGCGAGGUGGGAAAGAGAGAGAUGAGAUCAGAUGGAGAAUAUAUGCCCUCACGCAGUCGAACUAUGGAUCCUUUGCCCUUCCCCUCCCUUCUUGCU
This is a messenger RNA of Tuber aestivum (summer truffle), 1154 nucleotides long. Lineage: Eukaryota; Fungi; Ascomycota; Pezizomycetes; Pezizales; Tuberaceae. The record is from the annotation of a GenBank genome assembly.